This is a messenger RNA of Sphaerodactylus townsendi, 1173 nucleotides long. Its product is annotated as basic proline-rich protein-like. The annotation marks the transcript as partial. Lineage: Eukaryota; Metazoa; Chordata; Lepidosauria; Squamata; Sphaerodactylidae. The record is from RefSeq and is a predicted model, not a curated record. The transcript has a single exon.
CCCCCCCCCCCCCCCCCCCCCCCCCCCCCCCCCACCCCCCCCCCCCCCCCCCCCCCCCCCCCCCCACCCCCCCCCCCCCCCACCCCCCCCCCCCCCCACCCCCCCCCCCCCCCACCCCCCCCCCCCCCCACCCCCCCCCCCCCCCACCCCCCCCCCCCCCCACCCCCCCCCCCCCCCACCCCCCCCCCCCCCCACCCCCCCCCCCCCCCACCCCCCCCCCCCCCCACCCCCCCCCCCCCCCACCCCCCCCCCCCCCCACCCCCCCCCCCCCCCACCCCCCCCCCCCCCCACCCCCCCCCCCCCCCACCCCCCCCCCCCCCCACCCCCCCCCCCCCCCACCCCCCCCCCCCCCCACCCCCCCCCCCCCCCACCCCCCCCCCCCCCCACCCCCCCCCCCCCCCACCCCCCCCCCCCCCCACCCCCCCCCCCCCCCACCCCCCCCCCCCCCCACCCCCCCCCCCCCCCACCCCCCCCCCCCCCCACCCCCCCCCCCCCCCACCCCCCCCCCCCCCCACCCCCCCCCCCCCCCACCCCCCCCCCCCCCCACCCCCCCCCCCCCCCACCCCCCCCCCCCCCCACCCCCCCCCCCCCCCACCCCCCCCCCCCCCCACCCCCCCCCCCCCCCACCCCCCCCCCCCCCCACCCCCCCCCCCCCCCACCCCCCCCCCCCCCCACCCCCCCCCCCCCCCACCCCCCCCCCCCCCCACCCCCCCCCCCCCCCACCCCCCCCCCCCCCCACCCCCCCCCCCCCCCACCCCCCCCCCCCCCCACCCCCCCCCCCCCCCACCCCCCCCCCCCCCCACCCCCCCCCCCCCCCACCCCCCCCCCCCCCCACCCCCCCCCCCCCCCACCCCCCCCCCCCCCCACCCCCCCCCCCCCCCACCCCCCCCCCCCCCCACCCCCCCCCCCCCCCACCCCCCCCCCCCCCCACCCCCCCCCCCCCCCACCCCCCCCCCCCCCCACCCCCCCCCCCCCCCACCCCCCCCCCCCCCCACCCCCCCCCCCCCCCACCCCCCCCCCCCCCCACCCCCCCCCCCCCCCACCCCCCCCCCCCCCCACCCCCCCCCCCCCCCACCCCCCCCCCCCCCCACCCCCCCCCCCCCCCACCCCCCCCCCCCCCCACCCCCCCCCCCCCCCACCCCCCCCCCCCCCCACCCCCCCCCCCCCCCACCC